UCUGAGUGACUCACAGUCAGUAAACUCAGCCAGCUGUUUUUUCAUUCAAGCUAGCUGAAAAUGUGAGUGAGCUGAUGCAUUACCAGAGAAACAUUGUUGACAUCCAAUUUUGAAAAUCGUUUCAUUGUUUAUUAAUAAUGGCUGAAUCUAACCAAAGUGAAAUUCAAGCAAUUGGUGUGAUAUCCUGCUCUAAUUUGUUGCCUUCCAAAAUCAUUGAAAAAAUUGUUGGAACCUCCUAUGAACCGUGUAAUCAUGUUGAAAAAAAUUUUGGUAACCAUUCCUUUACAUGCUACCCCUGGCACAUAUCAACAAAAUACUAUGAGGCUGAUGUCCAUUUCAUUGAGAUUUUAGAUCGUGAUCUUAUCAGUGCACAAUUCGCCGAUUCCAUCCAAGCCAUCAUCAUCUAUCUCGACAACAAUGAUCAAUUAUACUGUCAGAAAUUUCAUGCAUGGAAACCCUUCAUCGAUGAAUAUGAUCCUGAUAUAAGAUUGCUAGUGGUUGAAAAGGCUAUCAACGAUUCAUUUUUUGACAGAACAACUUGCAUGAAAUGGUGUAUCAAUAAUGAAUUUGAACUAAUUGAAUUGGAUGCUGAAAUCGAUAGCGAGGAUGAAUACGAGAAUGAUUUUGUUGAUUCAGAUGGAAUCAAAAGGAUAAUGCAAGCUUUGAGUGCUCACACUUGGCCUAUGAUGGAAAUGAAUGAAACACCACAAUAUAAACCUUCACCUAAAUUUGAAAAUUUGUUGAAAAAGGAAUUUCAGAAUAGCUUAGCUGCAACUGUCUCUCUAAGCAAUCCUGAUAAUGAACAAGAAUUAAGCUCAGACAAUGACACUUCAACUAGGCAACGUGUUGAUUCCAUAAUAGAAGAAAAUAAAGAAAUAUUCGAGAGCCUAAGUGAAAACCAAGAUCUCGAAUUUGAAGAUCUUUUUAGCAAAUUUAAAGAUCUUAAAAAGAAAGCUGAAACUUUAUCCGGUGAAGAACGUCGACUUUAUGCCGAGAAAAUCACUAUAGCAUUUUGGCGGUCCCUUGGUGGUUCAGCUGAUGAAAUAGCUGGUCUUGAUGAUUGAUCCCGGUAAUUGAUUUUUUGUUAUCCAUGGAAGAUGAAUUUGUGAAUAAAAAUGGAGUAAUUUAUUGAAAAAAUCAGAUGAAGAGGUAAAAAUGAUUUAAUAAUAAUGUUGAUUUACUGAGAUGCUGCUCGACUUGUAUCUUGUGUUGGGGUGUCAGGGCUUGAACGAGCUUUGUAGUCAUAUGGCUCAUAUCCAUAGCCAUAAUAUUGUUUAUAAUUGUCAACCACACCAUGAGUACCAUAACCAAGGGCUCCAAAACCACCAUAAACACCAUAUCCUCCAGGAUAACCUGAAAAACAAUCAUUUAAUUGUGAUUAAAAAUAAACUUCCAGAGCAGACGAAAGUAACUGUUUAUACUACAUCUUUAAAAAUACAAAAACAUAAGAUAUUCAAUCAUUUAUCUGUAAACUCACCAGCAUAAGCUGGAACACCACCAUAUGGUCCUGAAUUUCCGUACAAGUAAUUGGAUGCCAGGGAACCAUAAAGAGUUCCAUAUUGAGGACCAAGACCAUAACCAAAAAGUGGACUAGUGUAAGGGUUGUAUUGCAGGCCAAGAUAUGGAUAACCGAGUGGACUUUGAGCUAUAAUGUUAACUGGUAGAGCAAUUGUUAACACCUAUGACAAAUAAUUAGAUUUACUGUUUUUCACUUCAAAAUAUUCAUAAUUUGUAUUGCUAAUAAUUAAGUUUAACUUACCGAGCAUAUUAAAAAUAGUUGAUAUCGAA
Tetranychus urticae (two-spotted spider mite) is the source of this 1788-nucleotide messenger RNA. Its product is annotated as alpha- and gamma-adaptin-binding protein p34. NCBI's taxonomy places the organism in Eukaryota, Metazoa, Arthropoda, Arachnida, Trombidiformes, Tetranychidae. The record is from RefSeq and is a predicted model, not a curated record.